AUGAAGGCCAAGCUCCGCGAGGGAAAAGUUGUCAGUGCAAUGUCUAUUCGGUACUCGCGGGGAAUCGAGAUAGUUGGCUACGCAGCUGCCUCUGGCAUGGACGGGGUGCUUGUCGACCUUGAGCACAGCUCUAUUGAUCUCGACCAGUGCGCCCAAUUCACCAUGGCGGCUCUGGCCCACGGCAUCACACCCGUGGUGCGAGUACCCAGCAUCGACUGUAGUUUUGUCCCCCGGGUCCUGGAUGGCGGUGCACAGGCUGUCAUUAUCCCCCACGUUAAGACGGAGAGCCACGCGCUGGAGAGCAGUCGAGCAGCGAAGUUCUUCCCGGACGGGGACCGCUCAGCCAUUGGAGGGCUGGCGUCCCUGCGCUAUGGUUCAUUCCCGACGAUCGAGGCCAGUCUGGCUGUCAACGAGCAGGUUAUGUGCAUUAUCAUGAUCGAGACGCUGGAGGCGCUGGAGAACCUCGACGCCAUCGCAGCGGUUCCCAACGUCGACGUGCUGCUGAUCGGGACGAAUGAUUUGACAGCGUGCUAUGGAAUCCCAGGGCAGCACGACGAUGCCAGGAUCGAAGAGGCGUACCGGAAGGUGAUUGCGGCGUGCAAGAAGACGGGCAAGGCGCUGGGCAUUGGGGGUUUGUAUGCUAGACAGGAUCUGAUCAACAAGUUCAUUGGCAUGGCGGACGGAAUCGGCAAGUUUAUCAUGUGCGGUAGUGAUCAGGAUUAUGUGCUCGAGGGCGCCAGACGGACGGCCAAAUGGCUAGAUGGCUAUAAUCAUCAAUGA
Messenger RNA from Amorphotheca resinae ATCC 22711, 780 nucleotides. RefSeq lists its product as hypothetical. NCBI's taxonomy places the organism in Eukaryota, Fungi, Ascomycota, Leotiomycetes, Helotiales, Amorphothecaceae. The record is from RefSeq and is a predicted model, not a curated record. Bases 1 to 780 code for a protein of 259 amino acids. Gene Ontology annotation, cellular component: cytoplasm. Gene Ontology annotation, molecular function: aldehyde-lyase activity. The transcript has a single exon.